AUGUGAACGUGUUUAAUCAUACAUUACACAAUAUUUCGUACUAGCAAAAAUGUAUUAAUUGUUUAUAUUACAUGUUUUCGAAUGUCAUGUGCCGGUCGUGAGUUAGGGGGAUCAGGUUUCUAAGGCGUUUCAAGGGGACCAGAUGGAGAAAAAAAAAACCACCUUACGAAACUCGUCUCGUGAGAAUUUGGGGUACGCACUCGCGUUGUGUCCGUCCUUUAUUCGCAAAAUAAUCGUUUAAGCAGCCCGCCUAGUGUACUUCAGUCGGUUACCACGUGCUUUCAGGUGAAGGAGUCUCUUAAUCGCGUUCGUGAGUGUAGUGUCGUGUUAAUUAAUAAAUUGCAUCGUUAUCGUUUCUCCGCGGAUCACGUUCGGUCGCGUUCAACGUCCGAUGAAUAAUAUGUCGUCCACUCUAAAAUAUUUCAAGAAGGUCCCGAUUUACAUUGUAGAACCCCAUGACGAGGUGCUACCGUUCAUUUAUCGAUGCUUAGGAUCGAAGCAUCUUCCGUUCGAGGGAAACACGUUCGUGCACCUAGACUCUCAUCCCGAUAUGCUUAUACCGAAAACAAUGACGGCGGACACAGUGUUGGACAAAAAUCUGUUGUUUAGUGAAAUUAGUAUCGAGAACUGGAUGUUACCCGCUGCGUACGCUGGCCACUUGAAGCACCUGAUCUGGGUCAAACCACCGUGGGCUAAUCAGAUGGUCGACUCCGUGACAACCUUCCUCAUCGGCAAGCAUAAGGACAACGGAUUAAUAAGGCUCACGUGUCCCGAGCCCUAUUUCGUCAGCGAGGGUCUGUACGCCACGCCGGAGGAAUUGGAGAACACGCGCGAGGUUACCCUACACGUGAUGACCAUCGGCGGCUUCAUCGAGGACCCGAUGAAGAAAGACGACUUCACUGCCGUCAGCUCGGCUUUGCGACAAUAUCUACCCGAGCGUAACACGCCAUACAUUCUGGACGUCGAUUUGGAUUUCUUCAGUACCAAGAAUCCGUUCAAGACCCUGUACGACCGCGUGAAUCUUUACGACAAGCUUGCGCCCCUCUACGCCUAUAAUCGUCCAGACUCAACUGAUCCCGAGAUUCUGAAAGAGGCGACCGUCGUGAGGAACGAGCAGCUCAACGAGUUGGAAAAGCUAUUCGGCUACUUAGACGAACACCGGAGCCUGCAGGGUUACGAGGGCGCGAGAUCAGCGCGAUAUGAGGCAGUAGAAUUGAUCUAUCUAGAGCUGAUCGGCACUUACAAGCAGUCGGAGAUCGAUUGGAAAAUAAUACAUGAUGCCGGAUGUACCAGGGAUGAUACUGAUUUACCGCAUCACAUCACUACGCCUAAUGAUCUUGAUCGAUUGAUCACCGGCACGUUCCGAUCAUUCCUAGCCGCGUUACCCGCUCCUCCAACAAUUGUAACAAUCGCAAGAUCGAGCGAGGAUGAAUAUUGUCCGUCGGAAGUCGUCGAUCAAAUUCAAAUCGGAGUCCUAGAUGAACUUCGACAACGUUUGGAAGAGGUCGACGUCCGUUUGGCCUAUCAGGAAGAGGAAACUCAUUAAGCUCGUUUUUUAAAAUAUGUAUGCGUCCCUACUCAAUUCCAAUGCUCAUUUGAAUAAAGUAAACGUUUUUAUGAAA
Molecule: messenger RNA, 1622 nt
Organism: Ceratina calcarata
Lineage: Eukaryota; Metazoa; Arthropoda; Insecta; Hymenoptera; Apidae
Gene: MESR6
Product: misexpression suppressor of ras 6
Exons: 8
Coding region: 392-1546 (384 amino acids)
Source: RefSeq, a predicted model, not a curated record